Cylas formicarius (sweet potato weevil) is the source of this 12426-nucleotide messenger RNA. RefSeq names its product titin (gene Sdb). Gene Ontology annotation, molecular function: microtubule binding. Gene Ontology annotation, cellular component: sperm flagellum; centriole; axonemal microtubule. Bases 111 to 11915 code for a protein of 3934 amino acids. The transcript is spliced from 8 exons. The record is from RefSeq and is a predicted model, not a curated record. NCBI's taxonomy places the organism in Eukaryota, Metazoa, Arthropoda, Insecta, Coleoptera, Brentidae. Gene Ontology annotation, biological process: microtubule anchoring.
CGAAUAGUCAAAUGUGUUUAGUUUGGCAUAUGGCAUUGAUUAUUUAAUGCCGAUUUUAUUUUUAGUGAUUAGUAUUCUGCAGGCCCAAAAAAUGCGAACCAACCGCGAGGAUGACCGUCGAAAAGGGUAAAACCAACAAGAAAAAAACGACCGCGACGAAGAAGACUGAAAAAACGUCCGCCUCCGUGUCGAAAUCGUCGUCCGCUUCGAGUUUACACAUAUCCGACGUUUCGCACUUGCCGGUUCCGUCGAACUCCGUAACCUACACGGUGACCGAAAUGUUGCCGACCGGGUCUGGCGAAAAAAUAACCGUCUAUGGCGAUCAGGGCGCCGCCACCUCCACCGAAUACAGACAUUUCGUGCAACAAGAGGCCUCUAGUGCGGCUACCGCCUCCACAACGAUCCAACAAAUAAGCUCGACUUUGAACGAGUCGACGUCUAAUUUAUCCAGCGCUUCCGGCUCCACCUACAUCGUUACCGAACCCAGAGACGAAUUUCGACUGACUUACAACAAAAACGACUCCGGUUGGAAUGGAAAGUUCGUAAUGGAGUCAUCUCCGGGGAAAAACGUCGUCGAGAAACGUUCCUCCACGUCCACGUCACACAGGGAGACCUCCACGUCGGAGAAGAGGUCCAGCGAUAGCUACGUGAAGGAAGUGAUCGACGGGAAAGAAAGGAUAGUAGACAGGCAGCACCGAGAGUCUGGAAAAAUGGCGUCGACGAGUAAAGAUGAACAGAUGGUAUCCAAGAGCGGUACCGGGGUGGUACCCGAGACGCAUUACCAGGAGAAAUCGAAGGAGAGUACGACGGUGUACGACACGGCCGUACCGGAAUUGACGCGGCCUAAGAGCAAACACUACGAAGCCGUGAAGGAGAUGCACCAGGUAGGUGAUAGUACUUCGACGUCGCAGUACGUCACCCGCGACGACGACAUAAAAUCCCUCAAGAUAUCGGAGGAUAUUAAGAAUAUCGACGCUAAAAGUACGACCGGUCGAUCAAUAAUCGACAAAACUAACACUGCGGAUAGUACUACCCGAUCCGAAAUGAAAUCUAGUAGUACUGGCGACCAGACUGAAACCGUGACGACGACCACCACGUAUUACGACAGCAAAGGGAACGUCGUGAAAAGUUUCACCGACGUAGAUACCCACGUUCUUCCCGGUGAGUCGCGGACUAAGUCGUCCGCUACCCGGACGAAGUCGCCUACCAGGAAGUCACAGACGACAACGUACGUAGACGAGAAUUACGCGGACACCAACAAAAUCAGGCAGAAACAAACGUACACUGAUUCAAAAAACUUCUACGGGCACACCGUCGAUUCGUCAAAGACGGUGGUUGAAAAUAUUUACGAUUCCAAAGCAGUUCAGAACACCAUCGGCACCUCGGGUAAGGUUAUCAAAGACCACACUAUCGAUUCUACAGACGUGGUGUACUCUAACGAGAGGAACUACGGGAAAACAGGCUGGAACGGUCAGUUCACGCACGAGCAACCCCCAAAGUCGUCAAAAAGCGCAUCUCCCACCCGGCAAAUACCCAAAGGAUCCAAAACCACAGUUGUCGAUGAUUUUUUGUCCACAGAAAGAUCGGAAAAUAUUAAACAGACCACCACCGGCGUCACCAGAAAGCAACCUAGCGAAAAAUCACCCACCAGAAAAUCCAAGCUAAGCGAUGACACCAACAAAGUCACUUAUGUGGACGAAAACUAUGUAGACACCAAUAAAAUAAGGCAGAAACAAACAUCCACAGAUUCAAAAAACUUCUACGGCCAUACCAUCGAUUCCUCGAAGACGAUGGUUGAAAAUACUUACGACAGCAAAGCUGUUCAGAAUACCAUCGGCACCUCGGGCAAGAUUAUGAAAGACCAUAACAUCGAUUCUAAAGAUGUGGUGUACUCCAACGAGAGGAACUAUGGCAAAACCGGUUGGAACGGGCAAUUCACCUACGAGCAGCCCCAACAACCACCAAGAGGCUCUUCCCCCACCCGACAGACUCCUCAAAAACAUCCUAGAGAAAGAUCGCCCAGCACGAAACCGAAACCAGGUGACGAUGCCAGCAAAAUCACCUACGUGGAUGAAAACUACGUGGAUACCAACAAAGUCCGGCAAAAACAAACGUCGACAGAUUCAAAAAACUUCUACGGCCAUAGCAUCGAUUCCUCGACCACGGUGGUGGAGAACACCUACGACUCCAAAGCCGUGCAGAACACCAUCGGUACCUCGGGCAAAAUUAUCAAAGACCAUACCAUCGAUUCUACAGACGUGGUGUUCUCCAACGAGAGGAACUACGGGAAAACCGGUUGGAACGGACAGUUCACGUACGAGCAACCCCAACAAUCUCCUAAACGCACAUCGCUCACCCUUCAAACGUUAACGGGACCUAAAACCACAUUAGUAGAAGAUUUUUUAACCACGGAAAUAUCCGAAAACAUUAAACAGACCACCACUGAAGGCACUAGGAAGCAAUCUAAAGAAAAAUCGCCCACCAGGAAGCAACCUAGUGGAAAAUCUCCCACCAGGAAGCCCAAACCAGAUGACGGUAUCAACAAGAUCACCUACGUGGACGAAAGCUACGUGAAUACCAACAAAAUCAGCCAAACGUCGACUGAUUCGAAGAACUUUUACGGCCAUAGUGUCGACUCCUCGACGACGGUGGUGGAAAACAUCUAUGACUCCAAAGCCGUGCAGAAUACCAUCGGCACCUCGGGUAAGGUUAUCAAAGAUCAUACCAUCGAUUCUACAGACGUAGUGUACUCCAACGAGAGGAAUUACGGCAAGUCUGGGUGGAACGGUAAGUUCACCUACGAGGAGCCGCAAUCGCCCAAAAAGAAACCCGGUGAUAGGACAAAAUCGCCAUCGCCUGCUCGCAAGCCGUCUAAAACCGGUCCCCAAAGUCCCGAAGCGUCCAAACAGGGUCCGAAGCCAAGAAGACCGAGCGGGACGGUCACCACCAAAUCCGAUUCGUCUACCGAUUCCAAAACAGUGAUCACCAAAGAUUCGCAAACGUUUGUGGAUAAUCGUUCAUCGGUAGAGCAGUAUACGACCACGGAUGUGGUAAACGUCGAGCAUACCACCAAACCAACGAAAGAAGUCAUCGACAUAACCAAUGGGAGCAUUGUGGACUCGUUCGUGGACAAGAAAUUCACUAGCGAGACAUCGGAGAAGACCAACGUCAUCGAAGAUGUCAAAAUCGAUAAAACGUUCACCGACGUACGCAGCGUUGAUGCUACUGACCGGGUGAGCAAGACCUUCGUGCAAGAAAACAUUCUGGACGUUAAAGACAUCACUCACGAGGAAAACAUCACCAACGUGAAGAGGAUCAGCGACAACAAGGUGAUCAAUAUCGUCAAGACUAUCAAAGAGGAAGCGAAACCGGUGCCGCUCAAGAUUCCGCUCAAGGAGGCUUGCAUUUGCGAGCUGUGCACGUGCGGACGCCACAGUUGUCCCCACAAUCCGGACGACUAUAAUGACCAUCUCAAGCCGGAAGGUCCGGUCUACAUUCAACCGAAAGACGAGUACAACGCGACGCGAGGCGAACGAUAUCCAGUCAAAAAACCGGAAGAUCACCUACAUCCCGAAGCUGGUGAAUUUCCGAAACGCGAACCGCAGGAAUGGAAGCCCGGCGAAAGGGCGCCUGUAAAAAAGCCGCAAGACAACCUACGCCCAGAAGGUGAUUUCGAGAAACGAACUCCCGAAAAAUGGCAACCUGUUGAACGACCUGUCCCGAAGAAACCCCAGGACAACUUACGCCCCGAGGGCGACUUCGAACGUCCCCAAAAACCAGGCUACCAACCUGCGGAACGACCGAAGCAAAAGAAGCCAGAAGAUAACCUGCACCCCGAGGGAGAGUUUCCCAAAAGAGCCCACGAACAAUGGAGACCAGGAGACAGAGCACCCAUAAAGAAACCCCAAGAUAACCUGCAUCCUGAAGGCGAAUUCCCCAAAAGACCUCACGAAGAAUGGAAACCUGGGGAUAGAGCACCAGUCAGGAAGCCUCAGGAUAACCUACACCCUGAGGGCGACUUCGAACGCCCUCAAAAACCUGGCUACCAACCUGCGGAACGACCGAAGCAGAAAAAGCCCGAAGAUAACUUACGACCAGAAGGUGAAUUCCCUAAAAGACCUCAAGAAGAAUGGAAACCUGGAGACCGAGCUCCAAUCAAAAAACCCCAAGACAACCUCAGGCCGGAGGGAGACUUUGAGGUGCCCGAGCCGGAAAGAUGGAUCCCAGCAGAGAAAUCGAUACCCAAACGGCCCGAGGACAACCUUAAGCCGGAGGGAGAGUUUUUGAGGCCGGACAAACCGGAAUACAGACCAGCAGAACGACCCAUUCAGAAGAAGCCCCAGGACAACCUAAAACCCGAGGGCGAGUUCGUUAAGAGGACCGUCGAAGACUACCGCAUCAUUCGUGGGGAUCGCGCGGAAAUUAUACGCCACGAAGACAACAUAACCUUAGAAGGAGAGUUUAUCGAUACCACAACCUCGAGAUCGGAUUUUACCGGCGAGCUGGUGCCGAGACCGAGUCCUGUGAGACGCAACACCUUCACCAAAGUCGAAGGCGACUUUACCUCAGAGACGACCUCCAAGACCGAAUUUAUCGACUACAGCACGACUGUCGAACGUACCAGCGUUGAAAAGAGACGCGACAAUCUCGUGCUGGAAGGUGACAUGACCUUCGAUACGUCCACCACUGUCGAGUACACCGAGAAAGUUCCCCAUGUGGAACGUAGGAGACGUACGUGGACUAAAGAUGACGUGGAGAAGUUCUACUCUACGGAGAACACCGAGAUCUCCACCACAACGAAGGACGUCUACAAAACGUUCGAUACCACCGACCUUAGGCAGACGGUGGUGGUCCAUCGGGAUAACUUGAGACCCGAAGGACAAUUCGAGGGCACUCCUAAGUCUAAAGAGGACUUCGUGCCCAAAUUGACUGAACGACCCACUCCUCGAAAGCCUCAGGAUAACCUCCGUCCGGAGGGCGAUUUCGAGAAGAGAACUCCGGAGAAAUUCGUUCCCGCUGAAAGACCCAAGCCAAAGAAACCUCAAGAUAACCUCAGACCGGAAGGUGAUUUCGAACGUCCGGAAAAACCGGGUUACAGCCCUUCGGAAAGGCCCAAACAAAAACGCCCUGAAGAUAAUUUGAGACCAGAGGGUGAAUUUGAGGUACCGGAGAAGCCGAAAUAUAGACCGGGUUAUAGACCGAAUCCGGUUAGGCACGAAGAUAAUCUGAGACCUGAGGGAGACUUCGAAAAACGCACCCCAGAGAAAUUCGUGCCAGCAGAAAGGCCAAGACAGAAACGCCCAGAGGACAACUUAAGACCUGAAGGGGAGUUUGAGAAACGCACACCUGAAAAGUUUGUACCAGCAGAGAGACCGAAACAAAAGAGACCGGAAGAUAAUCUUAGACCAGAAGGAGAUUUUGAAAGACCGUCACCAACUAGAGUUGGUCCCGGUGAAAGAAGAUCCCCCAUUAAGCACGAUGACAAUCUCAGACCUGAAGGAGACUUUGAACGGCCGGAAAAACCAGGAUAUCGACCAGCCGAGAGACCUACACCCGUCAAACCUUCAGAUAAUCUCAAACCUGAAGGGGAAUUCGAGAAACGUACUCCGGAAAAGUUUGUACCAGCAGAGAGACCAAAGCAAAAGAGACCAGAAGAUAAUCUCAGACCUGAAGGGGAGUUUGAGAAACGUACUCCUGAAAAGUUUAUACCAGCAGAGAGACCGAAGCAAAAGAGACCGGAAGAUAAUCUUAGACCCGAAGGAGAUUUUGAAAGACCGUCACCAACUAGAGUUGGUCCCGGUGAAAGAAGAUCCCCCAUUAAGCACGAUGACAAUCUCAGACCUGAAGGAGACUUUGAACGGCCGGAAAAACCAGGAUAUCGACCAGCCGAGAGACCUACACCCGUCAAACCUUCAGAUAAUCUCAAACCUGAAGGGGAAUUCGAGAAACGUACUCCGGAGAAGUUUGUACCAGCAGAGAGACCAAAGCAAAAGAGACCAGAAGAUAAUCUCAGACCUGAAGGAGAUUUCGAAAGACCAUCACCGACUAAAGUAGGCCCGGGUGAAAGAAGGUCACCCAUAAAGCAUGAUGAUAAUUUACGACCUGAAGGAGACUUCGAACGGCCUGAAAAACCAGGAUAUCGUCCAGCUGAGAGGCCUACACCCAUCAAACCUUCCGAUAACCUCAAACCUGAAGGGGAGUUUGAGAAACGAACUCCAGAGAAGUUUGUACCAGCAGAAAGACCGAAGCAAAAGAGACCAGAAGACAAUCUCAGACCUGAAGGAGAGUUUGAGAUACGUACUCCUGAAAAGUUUGUACCAGCAGAGAGGCCGAAGCAAAAGAGACCAGAAGAUAAUCUGAGACCAGAAGGAGAUUUUGAAAGACCGUCACUAACUAGAGUUGGUCCGGGUGAAAGAAGAUCCCCCAUUAAGCAUGAUGACAAUCUCAGACCUGAAGGAGAUUUUGAACGCCCGGAAAAACCGGGUUAUCGACCAGCUGAAAGACCUACACCAAUUAAACCUUCAGAUAACCUCAAACCUGAAGGGGAGUUCGAGAAACGUACUCCAGAAAAGUUUGUACCGGCAGAACGACCGAAGCAAAAGAGACCAGAAGACAAUCUCAGACCUGAAGGAGAGUUUGAGAAACGUACUCCUGAAAAGUUUGUACCGGCAGAGAGGCCGAAGCAAAAGAAACCAGAAGAUAAUCUGAGACCAGAAGGAGAUUUUGAAAGACCAUCGCCAACUAGAGUUGGUCCGGGUGAAAGAAGAUCUCCCAUUAAGCACGAUGACAAUCUCAGACCUGAAGGAGAUUUUGAACGCCCGGAAAAACCGGGUUAUCGACCAGCUGAAAGACCUACACCAGUUAAACCUUCAGACAAUCUCAAACCUGAAGGGGAGUUUGAGAAACGUACUCCGGAGAAGUUCGUACCAGCAGAAAGACCGAAGCAAAAGAGACCAGAGGACAAUCUUAGGCCUGAAGGAGAUUUUGAAAGACCAUCACCGACUAAAGUUGGUCCAGGUGAACGGAGAUCCCCUAUAAAGCACGAUGACAAUCUCAGACCUGAAGGAGAUUUUGAACGUCCGGAAAAACCAGGAUAUCGACCAGCUGAAAGACCUACACCACUUAAACCUUCAGAUAACCUCAAACCUGAAGGGGAGUUUGAGAAACGUACUCCGGAGAAGUUCGUACCAGCAGAAAGACCGAAGCAAAAGAGACCAGAGGACAAUCUUAGGCCUGAAGGAGAUUUUGAAAGACCAUCACCGACUAAAGUUGGUCCAGGUGAACGGAGAUCCCCUAUAAAGCACGAUGACAAUCUCAGACCAGAAGGAGACUUUGAACGUCCCGAAAAACCAGGAUAUCGACCAGCUGAAAGACCUACACCCGUUAAACCUUCAGAUAACCUCAAACCUGAAGGGGAGUUCGAGAAACGUACUCCGGAGAAGUUUGUACCAGCAGAGAGACCGAAACAAAAGAGACCAGCAGACAAUCUUAGACCUGAAGGAGAUUUCGAAAGACCAUCCCCGACUAAAGUUGGUCCAGGUGAAAGAAGAUCCCCAAUAAAGCACGAUGACAAUCUCAGACCUGAAGGAGACUUUGAACGUCCGGAAAAACCAAGAUAUCAACCAGCUGAAAGACCAACACCCGUCAAGCCGUCUGAUAACCUCAGACCUGAAGGGGAGUUUGAGAAACGUACUCCGGAGAAAUUCGUACCUGCCGAAAGGCCCAAACAGAAACGUCCAGAGGAUAAUCUUCGACCAGAAGGUGACUUUGAAAGACCCAGCCCUACCCAUAUUGGACCUGCAGAGAAGCGGACACCCAUUAAACACGAUGAUAAUCUUAGACCUGAAGGUGACUUUGAACGACCUGAAAAACCAAAGUACCAUCCUGCCGAAAGACCAGUUCCGGUUAAACCAUCCGACAACCUUAAACCAGAAGGAGAGUUUGAGAAACGAACUCCGGAGAAGUUUAUGCCUGCAGAAAGACCAAAACAAAAGAGACCAGAGGACAAUCUUAGACCUGAAGGAGAGUUUGAAAGACCUUCACCAACAAAAAUCGGUCCGGGUGAAAGAAGAUCGCCGAUUAAGCAUGAUGACAAUCUCAGGCCUGAAGGAGACUUUGAAAGGCCUGAAAAACCGGGAUAUCAACCGGCAGAGAGACCUACACCAGUCAAACCUUCUGAUAAUCUCAAACCUGAAGGAGAUUUCGAAAAAAGAACUCCCGAGAAGUUUGUACCAGCGGAGAGGCCGAAACAAAAGAGACCGGAAGACAAUCUUAGAUCUGAAGGAGAUUUUGAAAGACCGUCACCAACUAAAGUAGGUCCAUGUGAAAGAAGGUCUCCCAUUAAACAUGAUGACAAUCUUAGGCCGGAAGGGGACUUUGAGCGACCAGAACGACCAAGAUAUCAACCAUCAGAAAGACCAACACCAGUUAAACCUUCUGAUAAUCUCAGACCGGAAGGAGAAUUUGAGAAGCGCACUCCAGAGAAGUUCCUACCAGCUGAAAGACCGAAACAGAAACGUCCAGAAGAUAAUCUCAGACCGGAAGGAGACUUCGAAAGACCGACCCCAACAAAAAUCGGUCCCGCUGAAAAGAGAACGCCAAUCAAACACGAUGACAACCUUAGACCGGAGGGAGAUUUUGAAAGGCCGGAGAGGCCCAGAUAUCAACCCGGGGAAAGACCAACACCAGUUAAACCAUCGGAUAAUCUCAGGCCUGAAGGGGAGUUUGAGAAACGUACACCGGAACAGUUUGUACCUGCUGAACGACCGAAACAGAAACGACCUGAGGACAACCUUAGGCCUGAAGGAGAUUUUGAGAGACCAUCGCCAACUAAAGUUGGUCCAGGCGAACGAAGGUCCCCCAUUAAGCACGAUGACAAUCUCAGACCUGAGGGAGAUUUCGAACGCCCUAACAAACCAGGAUAUCGACCAGCUGCGAGGCCGACGCCAGUGAAGCCUUCUGAUAACCUCAAACCUGAAGGAGAGUUUGAAAAACGAACUCCGGAGAAGUUUGUACCCGCAGAGAGGCCAACACAGAAGAGACCAGAAGAUAAUCUCAGACCAGAAGGAGAUUUUGAAAGACCUUCACCAACGAAAGUUGGACCAGGUGAAAAAAGAUCGCCCAUCAAGCAUGAUGACAAUCUCAGACCUGAAGGAGACUUCGAACGGCCUGAAAAACCAGGGUAUCGGCCAGCUGAAAGACCUACUCCCGUCAAACCUUCUGAUAAUCUUAAACCUGAGGGCGAUUUUGAGAAGCACGUAUCAGAAACGUUCGUGCCUGCCGAGAGACCGAAACAGAAGAAACCGGAAGACAACCUUAAACCGGAAGGUGAGUUCGAACGUCCGGAGAUCAAAGAAAUCGGACCCGCCGAAAUUCGAAGGCCUAUCAGGCACGAGGACAAUCUGAGGUCGGAAGGAGACAUGAAGAUCACUAGACGGGAUGACUACAAUGUUGUGCGCGGUGAGAAAGUAGAAAUCGUUAGGCAUGAGGAUAAUCUGAAGAUGGAAGGGGAGUGGGACAUCCGCAGGAGGGACGACUUCUCCAAGGUCACCCAUGUAGAUCGGGCUCAAAUAGUGAAGCAUGAGGAUAAUCUGCACAUGACUGGUGAUUUCAUCGAUACCAGAACGAGAGACGACUACAGAGUCGUCAGGGGCGAAAGGGCGGAAAUAGUUAAGCACGAAGACAACCUGAAGGUGCAAGGCGAGUUCGUGGACACCCGCACAAGGGACGACUACAGGGUGGUGAAAGGAGAGCGAGCUAACGUUAUCUUGAGGAAAGAUAACUUGAGAAUGGAGGGUGAAUUCAAUGAGUACAAGAAAAGAGACGAGUUCUCCACACAUACUGAGAGAGUACAGAUCGUACGACAUGACGAUAACCUGAAGCUCGAAGGAGAUUUCGAUAGACCCACUCCGACCAAGAUUGGACCAGGCGAGAAACGUCGUCCUAUCAAACACGAUGACAAUCUUCAUCCCGAAGGAGACUUCGAGCGACCAUCACCCACCAAGGUGGGCCCUGGUGAAAGAAGGUCUCCCAUCAGACACGAAGAUAACCUUCAUCCUGAAGGUGAUUUCGAGCGACCAGAACGACCCGGAUACCAACCUGCAGAACGACCAACUCCCAAGAAGCCACAAGAUAACCUGCGCCCUGAAGGUGAUUUCGAAAGACCUUCUCACAAACCUGUGGGCCCGGGCGAGCGAAGAACGCCCAUCCGGCAUCAAGACCAUUUACACCCAGAAGGAGAUUUCGAUAGACCCGACAAGCCCAAGUUUGUCCCUGCUGAGAGACCAACUCCCAAGAAGCCCCAAGACAACCUGCACCCUGAAGGUGAUUUCGAAAGACCUUCGCAGAGACCUAUCGGUCCUGGCGAGCGAAGGUCACCCAUCAGACACCAAGACAAUUUGCACCCGGAAGGAGAUUUCGAGAGACCCGAAAAGCGCAAGUUUGUCCAAGCUGAAAGACCCACUCCCAAAAAGCCCCAAGACAAUUUACAUCCUGAAGGUGACUUUGAGAGACGUACUCCCACCAAAGUCGGUCCUGGUGAACGAAGGACUCCUAUCCGGCACCACGAAAACUUAAAGCCAGAGGGUGACUUAGAGGUACCUCAAAAACUAGGUUAUCAGCCCACGGAGCGGCCGACGCCAAAGAAGCCCCAAGAUAAUUUGAAGAUAACGGGCGAGUUCCAAGAUACCACCGUGUCCAAGUCUCAAUAUACCGUGGUGAGAGGAGAGAGAGCUGAGAUUAAGAAGCAUGAGGAUCAUCUGAAGAUCGGCGAAGGCAAAACAGAGUACGUAACUACGUCCAGGACUACGUAUGAGCCGUCUCCAAGAAAAUCACCUCCCAGAACAACGGUGGUAGAUAAACGCAGACACAUGGAGUCGCACAUAACUCUGGGAGACGACAAGACCCUGAUGCAAACCACUAACCAGACCAAUUACAAUACUUAUGUGAGGAAGGUUGACAAAAAGGACCGGCGGGAAUCUAGGGAAAUAGUGGACACCAGCAAAAAAGAUGUCCAGAGGCGAGAGUCCACUAUCAAUAAGCAAGAGCUUGUGGAGAACAAUGUCGUCAACCGAGCGGGUAAACAAACCACCGACGUAUCUACGGACGUAAAGACUUUGCAUGAUGGUACUGUCGUAAAAGUGACUCGCACGGUUACUAGGAAUACUGGAUCGGCGGUAAACGAAAUCCGCAAGUCGUCUUCCCAAACCCACGUGCAGGAAAGUACGAAACACACCGAAAACGUUAACGUCAUCAGGCAGAACAACAUCGUCCAUUCCAGCAGCCAGUCGGACGUGUCGAAACAGGUUACACAGAAGAGCUCAGCUCAGCAGCACCAUCGAAAGAACGUCAUCAGUUCGGAAGAGAUCAGCAACCAAAUUCUGCACCGUAAAGGUCUCCACACAUCUACCGAAGCAUUACACGCCACCAGCGCUUCCGCCUUGGACAUGAGGAAGUCGGUGUGUAACAUCCACGAUCAGGGCCGUACCGUAGUAAAUACCGACAGGCAGAGUUUGAGCUCGAUCCACAGAUCGCACCAGGAGAAUACCGGGGCAUUGAAGAAGAGCCAGCAGUUCUCCACCAAUUACCAGAUGGUGGAGCGUCCGCAAAAGAUCGUGCGCAAGGAUAAUCUUUCGGUGGGGGGUCACUUUUACGGCCAAUCAGAGGCCAAGGCCUACGGGGAGUUUACGAAACAGCAGAACAUCCAAAAGGUGGAGAGGGUGACUAGACGAUCGAAUAUAUCAAAUAUAACAUUGGGGGAUACCAACGUGCACGUGGUGACGUCGUACAAGAAGGAGUAUGCCCCGAGGAACAUCGGGCCUUGUCCUGCGGUCUUGGUAGACUCGCCCAAGGGACCAUUCAAGCACACCAGAGACACCAAGUCUCAUAAGUUCUACAUGCCGAUCGUGACGAAGUAGAUUUAGUUUUUGUACCACUAGAGGUUUAGGAUUAGAGACUAUUUAAUCGAUUUCUAACAUUGUGAUACGAGUUGCAUAUUUUUUAGCUAACCGACGAGAUAAUUGACGCGCUUGUGGUAUUUGGGUUUUAUGCUUUGGGAUAUCGUGCCAUUCCGGACAGUCGCGCUCGCCCGCACCUGCGUAAAACCCGCCCCUCCCAGAAUGGUUCUAAUAUAGUUGUUAUAUAUACAUAUAUAUCAGUUUUUCUGUUUAUUUAUUUUAUUUUCUUUAAAUAAAUUUUGGUUUUAAAGGACUGAGGAGCGUGUAGUUUUUUUUUUGCUAGAUCGGAAAAUUUUGUAUCUCUCGGGGUUGCAUAUUCCGGCCAACGCGAUCUUGCAAGAGCAAGGGGCGUGAAUUGGCAAAACGAAUGUAGGGAAAGGCGGUGUCCCACCGCCGGGUAGGGAGACUUAUCUGGACGGCGUGGGACGUUUUGUAAUUUUUGUGAGGUGAAAUAAACAGGUGUUUAACGAAA